Molecule: messenger RNA, 588 nt
Organism: Parastagonospora nodorum SN15
Lineage: Eukaryota; Fungi; Ascomycota; Dothideomycetes; Pleosporales; Phaeosphaeriaceae
Exons: 3
Coding region: 1-588 (195 amino acids)
Source: RefSeq, a predicted model, not a curated record
AUGAACCAAUGGACAAUCCAAAAUCCGCAAUCAGGUCACCAAUACCAGACCGCAGGGUCGCCAGGUGUUCACACUCCGGCGGGACUCGUGAACGCCGGCAGAGCAGAUUACCGUGCUACUGCAUCAGGCUCACAGUUUGUGAGGCAGCAUCAGGACCCUCGAGUGGGCGCUACUACCAGGCGUUUUACCGCACUGUCUCACGCCGUCAGUCAUGUCGCGUUGGCUGAGCUAUACCCUGUGCCGCUGGGUGCAACAAACGACGAGGCGCUGGAAUGGUUGCAAUUAUUGAAACAGAAGACGACGGUCAAGUUGGAUCCCCAGGUGAACGCAUUUGACUACAGAAUACUGGCCAUCCGGACUGAGGAAAGGAGAACUUUGCUGGGGCCUGGUGGCGCACUGGGCUGCGCUGGACCGCAUUGUCCUGCUUUGAACACCUCGCAUCUUCGUGCAGAUGCUCACAACCGUCGACCCGACGCGAGAGAUGGUGGGAUUGAUUAUCUCAUUCGCGGUGAGGAGAUCUCGAUGGACCAGAAGCAGGAGCAGGCAGACGCCGAUCCGCAGCCGCAACCGCAGCUGCAGGACAACUGA